This is a messenger RNA of Olea europaea var. sylvestris, 1044 nucleotides long. RefSeq names its product chromatin structure-remodeling complex protein BSH. Bases 63 to 788 code for a protein of 241 amino acids. Lineage: Eukaryota; Viridiplantae; Streptophyta; Magnoliopsida; Lamiales; Oleaceae. The transcript has 10 exons. The record is from RefSeq and is a predicted model, not a curated record. Gene Ontology annotation, cellular component: nucleus; nuclear chromosome. Gene Ontology annotation, molecular function: transcription coregulator activity. Gene Ontology annotation, biological process: chromatin remodeling; regulation of transcription by RNA polymerase II.
UACCGACUUUCGGCGAGUCUGCGUGUCGUUUCAGGGACUAAUCGGAGAGUAAUUUAGCGAAUAUGAAAUCGCACUCAGCAUGGGGUACAUCCAAGAACCUCGUCAAGUUCAGAAUUCCGACUUCGGACAACCUAGUUCCUAUACGUCUGGAUAUUGAAAUCGAUGGCCAGAGAUUUAGAGAUGCGUUCACCUGGAACCCUUCUGAUCCUGAUUCUGAAGUUGUGGUAUUUGCAAAAAGAACAGUGAAAGACUUGAAGCUUCCGCCUGCUUUUGUCACACAGAUUGCUCAAUCCAUCCAAACACAGCUAACAGAAUUUCGGUCAUAUGAAGGACAGGAUAUGUACAUUGGAGAGAGAGUUGUCCCCAUCAAGCUAGACCUUCGAGUUAACCAUACUAUCAUCAAGGACCAUUUUUUGUGGGAGUUGAACAAUUUUGAGAGUGAUCCUGAAGAAUUUGCUAGAAUUUUUUGCAAAGAUAUGGGCAUUGAAGACCCAGAAGUUGGACCUGCCAUUGCUAUUGCAAUCAGGGAGCAACUUUACGAGAUCGCUGUACAAAGUGUGACUUCUGCAAAGGAAAGCAGACUAAGCAAGAAAGGGCGACGAGCGGGUGAAAUUUUCUCUGCCAGCAAGACAGGUGGAAAUGCUGUGGACUUGGUCAAGCUGUUUGGUAACAAAUCGAGUGUCAUUCGGAAGAGAAAGGAGUGGGACGUGUACGAACCAUUUGUCGAUCUCCUAUCAAAUGAGGAGGUGGAAGCUCUUAAGGCAAGGGAAGAAAGGAAUAUUCGAUGACAAAGUUGUAAUCACUUGGGGGAUUUGACUUUGACCCUUUCCUAUCUUGUAUAUAUUUAUUUUAAGGCGGCAUCACUUGAGCAUUCUGCGUCAGAAAAUAUGUAGUUUGUUAAUCUAUUAAUUAUUUUCUUCCCUUCAAUACCCAGUUUCCUUUCUGAAAUGAAUUUAGUAUUUGUAGUUGAAUUGUGUGCUUAAUCAAGAAACAUGGCUUAUUUUAGAAAUAAAGAUCAAGAAACACGAAUCAUUCAUAUUUUAA